Messenger RNA from Aegilops tauschii subsp. strangulata, 1176 nucleotides. Its product is annotated as F-box protein At5g49610-like. NCBI's taxonomy places the organism in Eukaryota, Viridiplantae, Streptophyta, Magnoliopsida, Poales, Poaceae. Gene Ontology annotation, molecular function: protein binding. The record is from RefSeq and is a predicted model, not a curated record.
AUGGUGCAGGGGGAGGAGGAGGAGACCCCAGCGAGCGUCUUCCCGGAGGACGUUCUCGUCGAGAUCCUGUCGCGGGUGCCCUACGUCUCGCUCUUCCACUUCAAGUGCGUGUCCAAACAAUGGCUCGCCCUCUGCUCCGAUCCCGAUGUCCGCAAGAGGUCGCCCAAGACCUUGUCUGGCUUCUUCUACUUCAAUUUCGGCUGGCAUUUCCAGAAUUUGUCCGGUAAAGAUCCUCCCAUCGUCGACCCCAAUCUCCGGUUCCUACGCAGCAGCUAUAAAUUUUUCAGCAUCCAACAGUGCAGCACCAGCCUUCUCCUUUGCAAAUGCUGGAGAUCCCGCCAUCCUAGCCAACACAGUUGGAAUUCUGUCCCGAAUCCAGGGCCCAGGCAAUGUUUCAAAUGGCCUGAGGCUAAGGAGUUUGAUUAUGUUGUCUGCAAUCCUGCAACUCAGGAGUGGACUGUGUUGCCUCCUAUAGAAUUGCCUGACCACCUUUCGGAUUACCGCCUAGGCAAAUACUUCUUGAGCUUUGACCCGGCCACCCCAUCCCGCUUUGUGGUGUUUGUGCCCCUGGACACAUAUUAUGAAUAUGGCCUGUCCGCGGCCAUGAUCUACUCAUCGGAAACUGGAGGGUGGGCUUUCAUGCAGAGUCAGCACAAUGAUAGCAGUGCAUAUUGGGUUAGUGAUUCAGAAAGCACCUUCCUAAAUGGCAUUAUGCAUUUCCCUAGUCCCUACUCGAUCUUCGUCGACAAUAGUCAUAGUGGACAUGAAAAGGAAUGCUUGGGGGAAAUUGAAAUGCCGCCUGGCAUGCCAAACAACUAUGGUCGUGCUUCCAUUGGGCAGUCACAUGGACGCCUGCAUGUUUGGGAAGAGGGUCGAGAUGGUUGCCAACUCUCUAUUUGGGUUCUUGAGAAUUAUGAUAGUGGACAGUGGACCCUAAAGUGUAAUGUUAACUGCUUUGAACUGUUUGGAAGGGAUUGUUGCAAAAACGAUCAGUACUACUCGAUGUUUGCAAUUCAUCCAGAAUGUGAUUUGAUUUUCCUUACUGACAAUAAGGAGAAGGCAUUGUCAUAUGAUAUGGAUAAUCAGGAAGUGCAUAUUAUCUGUGCUACUGGAGAUUUCUUGGAAGGUCUGCCUUACACUCCGUCUUUUGCGGAAUGGACAUCAGAUGGUCACUAA